UUCUGAAGACGAAGAACACUAAGAUGGCUGUUCGCUGAAGUAGAAAACUUUCUUGAAUUUGGUGGUUUUUUUAACCGUUCAAAACGCUUGAAAUUCUUGAAGUCUUGGAUCUGGUGUUCCUUGGAGUCCUCCAAAGUACCAUGUAAAACAAAGCGUGGUGUUUAGCAAAAAAUAAUGGGGUUUUUUGUCGUCGAUCGACGUACCUUCGCGUUUGGAUUUGCUGUGUUUUGCUUUCAGAAGUCGGUAUUGAAGUACUAAACUGGCGCCGAUAUUCGGCGAUUUUUAGGUCUUUCGAUGGACCUAUACAUACAUACCCUUACUGGUACUGCCUUUGAGUUAAGAGUAAGUCCUUUCGAAACAAUCAUGAGCAUCAAAGCCAAAAUUCAACGUUUAGAAGUAUUUGUGAUGGAGCAACUUUACAACUUGUUCUUGCCAUGCGUGGAGGACCAAUCAACACUAGAAGAGUUCCAAUGGAGGAUCCAAGUUUACAAGAAAUGGCUGAAUACAUGGAAGCCAACCAAGAUGAGAUCUGGGACAGACUACCCAAGGAUAACCGUCAAGUAACACUGCUCGUUUUUAGAGAUGGUGAUCAAUUGAAUUUUUUCCGUGUAGUUGACAGAGGUGAUGGAACUCUGACACCUCUAUCAGAUUCACUGAGUGGAGCAUCUAUGUAUAAUUUGUAUGACGAAGAAGAAGAAGAGUCCCAAAAGCCUGUAUCUCAGGAAACAUUAAAGGAAAACAAAGUGACAAUGAAUAAGAUGAAGCUGUUGCGUCACAAACUACAGUCACAGAAAAUUACUAAGCCUGAAAUGCUUCCUCAUCCACCAUCUGUUGAGAAACCUAAGACCAUUGCUCCCAGUGCACGACGAAGGUUACGUCUUAGCGAUGCCUCUCACAAGCAACAAACAAGUCAAAAAAUAAUAAGCCCCAAAAAACCAGAAAAAUCUAAUAUGAAGUCAUAUCUACCCCACCCCCCUCCCCCUAUGGAAGCCAAUGGUGCUAAAAGGGGAGAAGGAGGGGGAGGUAGUGGGAAGGAAACGAAGGAAAAAGGUCACCUACCACCUGUCAACACUAAAAAAGGAAAACAAAUAGAUGUAUCAGACUUUUUACCAAACACACAAGACUCUAAACCAGUAACGAGUUUAAAUAGUUCGUUGACAAGAAGUGCAUUCAAAGAUGGCAGAAGGAGUAUUUCAGAACUGGUUAAAGACGCAAAAGAGAUAAAACCUCUAGGAAGUAUAUCUAAACCUAAAGUGACUUCAAAACAUAAAACUUCUAGUCCGCAAUAUGGAGAUUCUGUUGAGUACCAUUUAUCAGGGAGUGCACGAUUACAGAGAUCGAAAAAUAAUCAUUCGUCACGCAGGACUUCAGUUUCCCCCAGURGGGACAAUCUAGAGUAUAUAUCUGGUGGCAGUACUAUACGGAGGUCUAGGAUACCAGAAGAGUAUUUACAAAGUGGAUACCAGGGGGAGGCGAUGCCUACUAGUGCUGGACUGACAAGGUUACGAGGCUUGGAAAAUAGAGUACAUACACCUGAGAGUCGGCAAAAUGGAUUUCGUAAUGGUUCAAGCAGCUAUAAACAUAACCAUGAACGCUCAGUGGCUCCACCCCAUCAUCUGCCUCCCGUCAAGACACAUCCUCCACAACUUGUACCAAGUAAAAAGAAAACACGGUGCUUCUUUUGUGGAAAAAAGACUGGAUUAGCCACUACCUUCCAAUGCAGGUGUGGAAAUACUUUCUGUGGUACUCACCGCUACGCUGAGGUCCAUGGUUGUACUUAUGAUUACAAAAGCGAAGGGCGUAAAAUAAUUGAACAAAAUAACCCAGUUGUCGCAGCACCUAAACUUCCUAAAAUCUAAAAACAUAUAUAAUUAUUGUAUUGCAGUAACUCUUUGUAAAUAUAAAGAUUGCAAUAUUUCACCUGUCUACUUCCAGCUAUGUUUUCAUGGUAUUAUUUAACGGGUCAAAAAGUCGGUCACUUUUUUCUUCAACUAUGUGGAUACUAGAUAUUGAAAUUCCAAUUAUUUUGUAUAAUAGAAUAUCAAAGUGGUAGUGUAAGAGAAUUCCUGAGUGAAUGAGUGUUUUAUAAAUAUUAGUCAUGAACACUUUGCUAUGCAAAUUUUAUUGUCUACAAGUGGUGUGUAGUAAGUCUUAAAUUCAAUUGAGCAGUUUUUGUAUGACUGUGAAAAGCUCAGUAAGGUAAGUGUCAUGCAGUGACCGUGAUGUUUUCUAGAAUUUUAAYUAGCUAAUUGGCUUUAAUGUGAUUGGUCUGGAAGUGCAAUGACCUUGGUAUGGCUGUGCCAUGGUUAUACCAUGUUACGGGUAUUCAAUUGGAUGGAGAGUAAAUUCUCAAGCAAUUUGAUUGGUCUGGCAUAUGCCUUGCCGUGUCACUACCAUGUUUGUGCUGCAAGCUUUUCACAGUCAUAUGAAAAGUGCUCUACCAACUACAUUUUUCUGGUUUCUAAAAUCAGUACACAGUCAACUGUCGGUUCCAAAAUUUCUAAAACACAAUUUUAACUAAUAAUUGUCUUGAGGAUUUGAUUCUUAGGGUUUGAAUUAAGGUAUUGGAGAGUUAAAAAGAAUUGGAAUAAUAGUCUUUUCCGAAUUUGCUUAGAUGACAACGAAACAAUGGUUUGAAGUCGAKACUGAACUUGAUUYUUUUAUUCAUCAAGUYYRACCUCAACUUGAUAUCAUUGUUUCAUGACCAGUGAAGCGAAUAGCCCGAUCUUUAUUUACGUUUUUCCUCAUGAGCAAUUWAAAAAAUUUCAAGCUUCAAGCAAACCAACUCCAGUAUGAUUUAUAAAGAAAUGUAUGGUCGUGUGUGUAAUCAUACAUUUCUUUGUAAUUUAUAGUGUUUUCAAAAAAAUUUUGCUCCCAAAAUAUGAAACAUUACUCUCAAAUUUUCAAUAGUUACUAAAUAAGACAUUCUCUUUCGAUUUCUGGAGUUGGUUUGCUUGUAGCUAGAAAUUUUUUAUGCUAAUGAGGAAAAAAAGUAAAUAAAGAUUGGCCUAUUAGAAAGGUCUAUUAGGCUACUUUUUGUGAUAGGAAGAGGACAGUAUAAUCAUAGUAUUACAAUAAAUGCCGGCAGCCAUCCACUGGUAAUAAUAAAAUCAUCUUCUGUUUAAAA
This is a messenger RNA of Actinia tenebrosa (Australian red waratah sea anemone), 3127 nucleotides long. Its product is annotated as AN1-type zinc finger protein 4. Gene Ontology annotation, molecular function: protein binding; zinc ion binding. The record is from RefSeq and is a predicted model, not a curated record. Lineage: Eukaryota; Metazoa; Cnidaria; Anthozoa; Actiniaria; Actiniidae.